CAACCGAAUACCGAUGGCAGUCCGUCCUAUAUCGAAGGAUAUCGUUCUCAGUAAGGCCAAGUCGCUCAACAUCCCCUGUUAUGAACAAGAAGCGGAGAAAAUCACAGAAUGUAUAAAUGUCAUCUUGCGGUCUUACGAGCGGUUGGAUGAAAUAGUUGAGGUCGUGCCUGAGGUUAAAUAUGGCCGCACUUGUGGACACCGCCCUACGACAGACCAAAACCCAUACAACGCUUGGUAUUACAAGUGUGACAUCAAAGGUGCCGCUACAGGUAAACUAUCAGGUAAACGAGUGGGGAUCAAAGACAACACGGCUGUGGCGGGAGUCCCGAUGAUGAACGGCUCUAAGAUAAUGGAAGGUUACGUUCCUGAGUUUGAUGCCACCGUAGUAACAAGGGUCCUAGAUGCUGGAGGGCAUAUUGUGGGAAAAGCUGCUUGCGAUGACAUGUGCUUUGAUGCAGGAGGCUUUACAAAUUCUAUAGCACCCGUCUUAAAUCCAGUCGAUAAGCGCCAUCUGGCGGGAGGGUCGAGUUCUGGCUGUGCGGCUUUGUUGGCAGCAGGUGAGGUUGAUUUGGCGGUUGGAGGAGACCAGGGAGGAUCUAUCAGAAUCCCCGCUGCGUGGUGCGGUGUAGUGGGACUCAAGCCUACCUACGGACUGGUACCGUACACAGGGGCAAUGGCCAUGUUACCAUGCAUUGAUCACCUAGGGCCUAUGACCAGAAAUGUGUCCGACUGUGCACUGCUACUCGAGGUGCUUGCGGGAUAUGACGAUGGCAGAGACCCAAGGCAGAUACAGGAUGUGUCAACACAGGAUUAUACAGCUAUACUUUCCAAAGAUCUGACGGGAAUGCGCAUUGCUGUUGUUGAAGAGGGAUUCCACGGCGCUCAGCAGGAAGUAGAACAAGUUGUCAGAAAUGCUGCUCUCAAGUUAAAAGACUUGGGUGCCGUGGUAGAGAGCGUCAGAGUUCCAAUACAUCCAGAUGGAUUUCACAUUUUCACACCACUUACGAUGGAGGGUGCCUACCAAACAAUGAUGAAAGAUCACGGUUUUCCUGCUGGCCUCAGAGGAACUCGCUUUUUGUCAUUGCUGGAUGAAGUAGCACAUCGACAGACAUCACGUCCUUUUAAUUUUUCUGAGCCAUUGCGUCUAGCAAUGAUUCUCGGGAAACACUUAAUGACGACCUACAAAGGCAGGUUCUACGCACGGGCACAGAAUCUGGUCCGUCUCCUCACAGCUGAAUACAAUAAAGUGUUGGAGAGUUAUGACGUCAUGAUAAUGCCGACUACAUUGAAAACUGCCCCUAAUGUGUUGCUUCAGGACUCCUCUGUCGCCGAAAGACUAACGGCUGGCAGUGGCCUGGGAAGGAAUACAGCUCCGUUCAAUGCAACUGGUCAUCCUUCUCUCUCAGUGAAUGCUGGUCACGUGGGCGGUGGACUUCCGGUGGGCAUGAUGAUUACUGGCAGACAUUUUGAUGACGCUACGGUCCUCCACGUGGCAUAUGCCUUCGAACAUAUUAGAGAUAACCCCACAUUUACUUCAAUAUAA
Liolophura sinensis is the source of this 1543-nucleotide messenger RNA. RefSeq names its product amidase-like. The transcript has 10 exons. Lineage: Eukaryota; Metazoa; Mollusca; Polyplacophora; Chitonida; Chitonidae. The record is from RefSeq and is a predicted model, not a curated record. Bases 14 to 1543 code for a protein of 509 amino acids. Gene Ontology annotation, molecular function: catalytic activity.